Molecule: messenger RNA, 1897 nt
Organism: Bombina bombina (fire-bellied toad)
Lineage: Eukaryota; Metazoa; Chordata; Amphibia; Anura; Bombinatoridae
Gene: LCP2
Product: lymphocyte cytosolic protein 2
Exons: 21
Coding region: 224-1714 (496 amino acids)
Biological process (GO): cell surface receptor protein tyrosine kinase signaling pathway; intracellular signal transduction
Molecular function (GO): protein binding
Source: RefSeq, a predicted model, not a curated record
GGAAAUGUGUUGGCUUCUUUCUGAGAAGCGAGCAUUUGCACUAAGAGGAAGGUGUUACUUAUUUGGAAUAAGACACUUCUGUUUGGUUUAGUAAGAAACUUUUUUAUUUACUAGAUAAUUGACACGAUAAAAGAACAUUUGAAGAAUAUUAAAAAGUUAAUAAGAUUACAGAAGAAGAAAAUGUUUCUGCUAUGAAGCUAUCUGCUCAGUGAAGAACCUAGAAAUGGAUUUUCAAAGCAUUCCAUGUUACGCCGAAGUGAGCACUUGGGGUCCUGAAACGCUCAUAGAUUUUUUCAGAGCUCACAACUUAAAAGACUGUGAAAAGUCUGUCAAGAAAUAUGGGAUUACUGGAAAAAUAUUUUUGGAAAUGUCAGAAAAUGAUAUGCACAAAUUUCCGAAGUUAGCAGUGCCGAUUCUGAGUAAAUAUCAGCAGGAAAUUAACAGAAAAGAACAGAAGAGAGGAUUUUUCCCAAAAAGGAUAUCAACACAGAAAGGUCAACAGGAAACAGAAUAUAUUCCAGCAGAUGACCAAGAAGGAUGGUCUGACUCAUCAUUUGAGGAUGACUAUGUAAGCCCAGAUGAUGAUGAUGAUGAUGUAGGAGACUAUGAAGAACCUGAAGAAAAUGAUAAUGGAUUUGGAAAUGAUUAUGAACCGCCACCAUCCAAUAAUGAAGAAUUUCUUCCUGGAAUAUUUCCACCAAAGUCAAAUUUAGGGGGCUCACACUACGCAGAAAAAAGACCUGGAAAUCCUCCACAACCACCUUUGAGGCCUGAGAUUCCAAUAAUGCCUGCAAAUCGGAGUCACAAUCGCCCAGGAUUUCCACCACCAUCAUCAAACCAUGAAGAAAGAACUUCAGUUCCCAAGCCUGCAAGGCAUUCCCCACCAAGGGUGGACAGAACUAAAAAGCCAACUAUUGAAAUCUCUGGAGUGACAAACUAUACCAAGAGCUUUGCUGGUCCAGGGACGAAACCUUUACCUGUAAUGAAGGCAACCACGUUACCAAAUAGACCAUUUCCAGAAAUGCCAAUAAAACCUCCUGUACCGAGAGAACCAAUGAGCUCAGAGGUUGGAAGAAAAUCGCCAAAUCCAAGGUCAAUUGGUGCAAAAAGAGAGAAUGUUGAAGAUGAUGUUCGGCCAUUUUCUUCAAAUACCUUCCCGUUAACAUCCUCAAAGCCUUCUCCCAAGAAUGUAUUUCCGGGAUCUAGUACUAUGCCAGCUGCAGAAAGUUCAUCUCAGGUUGCAUUACACCUACCACCAUUCAAAGUAAAUAUGAACAGAUCAUUUCCAGAAGGGGUGUGCAAUGGCAGGCCACCAGCUCCUAUUCCUGUCAGCCCUGUGCCACAACAAGCAGCAACUGAAAAUGAGAAACAAUGGUACACUGGCAGUAUAUCAAGACCAGAUGCUGAGCGAGCACUCAGAUCAAUAAACCAGGAUGGAACAUUUUUGGUGCGAGACAGCUCAAAAGCAUCAUCUACACACCCAUAUGUGCUUAUGGUGUUGUACAAUGAUAAAGUCUAUAAUGUUCAGGUGCGCUAUGAUGAACAAAGGAGAAUAUACUACUUAGGUUCCGGACUCAGAGGGCAAGAGAGUUUUUCUUCAGUGUCCGAGAUUAUUGAAAACUUCCAAAAAACAUCUCUUCUUCUCAUUGAUGGCAAGGACCGGGGAUCUAGACAACAAUGCAUGCUAACAUUUUCUGCUGGGAAUUUAGAAUAAUACCAAAAACAAAUAAAUAAAGACAUAAAAAUUCAUUUCACAUCAUGCAAAGGACAAUGAUUUAAAAAUAAUAAAUGCAUUAAUUUAGUUUAAUUCUCAUCAGCCAUAAGAAGGAUUUUUUCCUUCACUGCAUUCAAGGUUGCCUUUCAAGGUAAAAAGAAUUAAACAAAAGCUUUAAACAUC